CAGUAUAACAUUUCGUUCUAUCUGCAAUACCUCGCACAAUGGCCGAUCUAUUUUGUGUACAAAUAUCUCCACAGGACCGCCUUAUGGGUUAUGUGAUGGGCAAGGCUGAAGGUACUGGCAAGAACUGGCACCUGACACGUUACGGCCAUAACAGUUGCUCCUGAAUAUCGUCGAUUGUUGGGUUUAGCCGAUGGCAUGAUGAACCUGCUUGAAGAAGUAUCUGAGAAAACAUACAAUGGACGGUUCGUGGAUCUAUAUGUGCGUGUAUCCAAUGCAGUGGCCAUAGGCAUGUAUCGUAAAUUUGGCUAUUCAGUAUAUCUCGUGUACGGAACUAUUACUCCGGAGCAACAAAUGAGGAUGCUUCAAAAGAAAAGAUUUUGUAGCUACAACAAUAAUGAACAUUAUAAUAUGAUGAUGAUCUAACUGCAACAAUGCUUUGGAAGGAUUAUGGCGUAGCAAUCACACAGAGUGGCUUACAAAGGCAUCUGGUAAAAAAAAGAUGUGGUUUAACUAUGAAGGAACGUAUGAAAAUAUUAAAAACCCGUACAUUGCCUGAAACUAUCAAGAAAUGAAUGAA
This is a messenger RNA of Zychaea mexicana, 577 nucleotides long. RefSeq lists its product as uncharacterized. NCBI's taxonomy places the organism in Eukaryota, Fungi, Mucoromycota, Mucoromycetes, Mucorales, Lichtheimiaceae. The transcript has 3 exons. The record is from RefSeq and is a predicted model, not a curated record. Gene Ontology annotation, cellular component: NatB complex. Bases 196 to 423 code for a protein of 75 amino acids. Gene Ontology annotation, biological process: N-terminal peptidyl-methionine acetylation. Gene Ontology annotation, molecular function: protein-N-terminal amino-acid acetyltransferase activity.